Molecule: messenger RNA, 2826 nt
Organism: Penicillium brasilianum
Lineage: Eukaryota; Fungi; Ascomycota; Eurotiomycetes; Eurotiales; Aspergillaceae
Source: the annotation of a GenBank genome assembly
CAGUAUACAUCAUAGUCACGUGACUAUGUGCUGUAUCUGUUAGGGGUGGAGUGGAGCAUCGGGACCAUUCCAUCAGCAGGGAGCAUCAUCGAAAGCGCAAGUAUCUUAGGAGACCAACCGAAUAUUGGCUCACGGGAUAUUUUUUCAAUCUCAUGUAAACCUCAUCUUGCCCCGACCCACCUCAGCCUUUGAAGCUGAGGCCUAUCUUCACUCACCUGUCGUCACCCGCAUCUUGGCUUUGUCAACAUCUCAACGCCCGAAUAGCUGGAUAUCGCAUAUCUGCGCAGCUCCUAACCCCAUCUUCUUUGUUCCCUUCCCAGUUACUGUCCAGUCUUGCCAUUCUUGAUACUUCCAAAAUGGAUCCAACAGAACGCGAGCAGGAAAUGCUGGAAGCUGCGAUCGCGGCCUCGCUGCGAGACUUUCACAAACAGCACCCCGAGUCUUCUUCUCAGUCUGCACCGUCCGAUGGCAAGAAUGAGGCCUCUCAAACUGCUUCAACGUCCCCCUCGAAAUCUUCCCCUUCAUUUGCCAGCCCUUCAAAAAUGUCUAAUCAGCCAAAGCGCUCACCCCAGAUGUUCCCACUACCGGGCAGUCAGGUCGUGGAUCUUACCAACGACUCGGACUCAGACUCGGACGUGAAGGAAAUCUUCCCAAAGUCCAAGUCAGUCAUCUCCUCUGAGACAGACGAGGAACCUCUUGGAGGAAUGCAAGAUUAUUACAGCGAUGACGAUCUGAAGCAAGCAAUUGCUCUGUCCCUAGAAGACAGUCAACAUGGCGUCGAGGUUUCCGGGUUUCCUGGACCUGCGUCUCCUGGGAAGCCAGCGAAAGUCGCCGAGGCAGCUGAACCCGCAGUUUCCAAGCCGCAGGGAAUCUUUGGUAUUGAUCGAAAGCAGAUGGAACAGGAACGUCUUGCUCGCCUCGCAAAGCGCAAAGCUGAGAGCUCCCCUCCGCUUAGCCAGCCGGCUCCAAAGGCCUCCAAGAUCACCGAUCAUCGGCCUCUCUCAUCUGCUCAAGCUUCUUUGCUACAGAGGGCUUCGGUUCCCCAUGCCCACAAUGCCUCUGCCACCAACGACCCCGGGGACCAACCGACGGCUCAGCCGCUCAUGCAAUAUGCCCUCGGAGUUGUUAAAAAGACGCACGUCGCAAAAAAGCUCCGCACCGGGAAGGAUAUUACAAUUGAGGAGGUCUUGCAGCCGGCAGACUUGAAAGUCGCAGUGCUGAGUUCGUUCAUGUGGGAUAUUGAAUGGCUUUUCUCAAAAUUCGACACUAAAAAGACCCGAUUCAUUCUAAUGAUGGGUGCAAAGGAGGAAGCUACACGCAGCCAGUAUCGCCAGGAGACGGCAUCAAUGCGUACUCUGGACUUAUGCUUCCCGCCUAUGGAGCCACAAGUCAACAACAUGCAUUCGAAACUCAUGCUUCUCUACCACCCUGGGUACCUGCGAGUUGCAGUUCCGACCGCAAAUCUCACCCAAGCCGAUUGGGGAGAGAAUGGUCUGAUGGAGAAUACUAUCUUUUUGAUCGAUCUUCCCAGAAUUGAACUCGGGGUAAAGGUUGAAGAAUCCAACACAUCUUUCAAAGAAGAGCUGAUCUACUUCUUGAAAGCUUCCAAUUUGCGCAGUGACGCUAUCCAAGCUCUUGAUGAGUUUGAUUUCAGCAAGACUGCCCGCUAUGCGUUCGUUCACACUAUCGGUGGCUCUCGAACCGGCGAAUCGUGGAAACGGUCCGGAUAUUGCGGGCUCGGCCGUGCUGUGACACAGCUGGGUUUGCAGUCAUCCGGACCUAUCAACAUUGCCUAUGUGGCUUCCUCCAUUGGAUCAUUGACUGAUGAAUUCCUUCGCGCCAUUUAUCUUGCGGCUAAAGGUGAUGAUGGUCUUACGGAUUACAAGCUCCGCAAUACUCGAGAUUCGAGUGCCCAGACCAAUGAUCCGCAGCGUAGAAAAAUGAUCCAGCUGGGCCAAGAGUGGCAGAAUCGGUUCAGCGUGUAUUUCCCUUCGGACCAGACUGUGCGCGAGGCGCACAGGAAUCCCGAACACACAGCAGGGACCGUAUGCUUCUCGUCGCGUUGGUGGCUUGGCGCAAAAUUCCCCCGGGGGAUCCUGAAGGACUGCGAGAGUGAGCGAGGAGUUUUGAUGCACAACAAGAUUAUGUACGUAUGGCCUUCGGAGCCCAUUCAAAUGCCUGACGGCAGCGAAUGCAAGGGCUGGGCCUAUGUCGGCAGUGCCAACAUCUCUGAGAGUGCCUGGGGCCGCUUAGUCAAAGAUCGCACUACGGGCCAACCCAAGCUGAACUGCCGUAACUGGGAGUGCGGCGUGCUGGUUCCCGUUAUCACUCCUGGCGGCAGAGCUAACUCCCAAGCAAGUGAUGCCACCUCUGCCACGAUCGAUGCUGCCCCUAAGAGCCAACUCCAGCCACAGCAGCUCCUAACCCAGAUCUUCCAGGAUACCGUUCCUGUUCCAAUGAAGCUUCCCGGCGGAGACUUGACAGAGAGUCGCGCUCCAUGGUUCUUCCAGGGCUAAUUGUUUCAUGUGGAUAACUUUACCAUGCGUUGCACCAUGCAUGACUUUCUUCUCGUGCUCUCAAGUUUAUUCGGUUUCAAAGAUUCUGGUUACUAUCCGGCGUUGUCAGGAACUGGGUUUGGCGUCCGCAGUGGGAAAUGGACUCCCUUGUUGUCUUUCAUUACAUAUGGCAUGACGCACAAACAUAGAGAAUAGCACUAAAUUUGUACACAGGAAUCUUCAGUAGACAAAGAACAACAAGAUAGCUUUGAAAGUGAAAAUGAUUAUAUCAUCACUCGGGAAUUCUCGCUGGAUUCCCACUUUGCUAUGC